UUUGUAGCUUCAUGUGCAGCUGACGCCUCUGAAAAACCCUCUUGGAGCACUUUUGAAUACUCCAGUCCUGUUUGUAUAUAAAUAUUUAGUUUGAUAAAACAAAACAUUCUCAAGAAACGUUUCGUAGAAUUGAACGAGACAGCAGGAAACAAUCGCUGUGGUUUUAUAAAUGUGGGAAUGAAUUAUUUAUAAAUUAGAAAUUAAUUUAAAUUGAAUUAAUUUAAAUUAAAAGUUUAUGGAAAUUGCUGAAUGCAUUUAAUACAAAAACACUACUUAUCAAUAAAUCAAAUAAAUAAAUCAAUAAGAAAAAAGAAAAGAAAUACAAAAAUACAGAGAGAUCAGGAAAAGUGAUAUUCAUAGAAAACAUUUAUCACAUGGCAACAUCAAUUAAAUGCUACUUUAGAGUGAUCGUUGUAUUUGGGUUGAUUAUACGUAAAAGCGAUGGAUAUACUAUGAAAAGGGGAAGCUAUGUGGUGGAAACUAGUGGAUCUGCAAAGAAAAUGAACCACGGCAAUCAUGUAAUACCAAUCAAACACUUCGCCAGAAAUAUUUUAUGUAAUAAUUCAGAAGGAAAGAAACGUCUCUACAGAGCAGUCAAAACAAAAGUGUGUGGUACAAGUUUAACACUGGUACAAAGUAUUGUUUUAGACGUUUGCAGGCGUAAAAAUUAUAUGCUGGACAAAUGGGUGAAGGAAUUAUUCGAUAUUGACGGAAAUGACGUCAUUUCCCAUCACGAGAGGAAUCUUUUCACAUGAAGAAGGUUGUCACGACCUAGCACGGUUUGAAUCAUACAGUUGAAGAUCUUCCAUACCAAAACUUAAAGAGCGCAUUUGCAGAGGCAAUCUGAAUCUGUAAACUGCAUACAAUGGUUCUAAUUAUGCCGAUUUUCAAGAAAUCUAGGUCUUUCCUGGCCAUUCAGAACAUGUUAUGUGCAGUAAUGUUCAGAAUUGGUUGUCUUGGAGUUUAUUGUAGAGUAUUGAUAUUAUUACAGCACCGGAACAGGAUGUGUCAUACUACUUACAGAAAGGAUAAUCCGACAAAAAUGUGGCUUUUUCUUUAACUUUUGCAAUGAAGAAAUAUAAUAUUAUCAAUAUAUCCUGUUUGAAGAAAACAACAAACAUAUGAGGAAAGCACAUUAAGAUUCUGCUUAAGAUCUUAGAGGCGAGUAAUCUAAUUUGCAUUCAACAAUGUCGUAAAAUAACAGACUUAAUAACCGGGCAUGCAACGUUUACAGUUUUGCAAUGUCUGUCGACUUUUAUUAUAUUCUUUGAUAUUAUCAAGU
Ruditapes philippinarum (Manila clam) is the source of this 1282-nucleotide messenger RNA. RefSeq lists its product as uncharacterized. The record is from RefSeq and is a predicted model, not a curated record. The transcript has 4 exons. The coding region runs from base 375 to 755 and encodes 126 amino acids. Lineage: Eukaryota; Metazoa; Mollusca; Bivalvia; Venerida; Veneridae.